Messenger RNA from Diplodia corticola, 1956 nucleotides. RefSeq names its product transcription factor jumonji aspartyl beta-hydroxylase. The transcript is spliced from 2 exons. The record is from RefSeq and is a predicted model, not a curated record. NCBI's taxonomy places the organism in Eukaryota, Fungi, Ascomycota, Dothideomycetes, Botryosphaeriales, Botryosphaeriaceae. The coding region runs from base 1 to 1956 and encodes 651 amino acids.
AUGGCUGCCAAUUCCACACCCGAAUUCGAAGACUUCGUCAUCUGGCAUAGCUCCCGCCAUGCGAGCGUUUUCGGAGACGCUGCGGCUGGAAGCGUCAUCGAGUGCGAGCCGGAACCUGACGCUGCCAGCCAACCUGGCCCUGUAGCAUCGAACCACACGCUUGCCAGUCCUCCACGCGUACCGCGAACGGACGCAGGAGUUGAUGUGGGCGUUUGGCCUCAGAGCCGAGGACAUUCCCAGCGCCAGCCAACCCUGGAAGCCCCGGUCUUCCCUCGGGCUGGGGAAAUGCCAUCUCGUGUUGUGGAAUCAGCAUCGUCAACUGUCUCACUCGGCAGCCGCGCUUCUUGGCCGAAGCUGACCAGCUUGAGUAAGCGCCAUCUAACACAAGACCGAUCCGACACAGCCGGCUUCUUCAACGAGGAAGGUUGUGUUGCCCAUCAGCCGAACGAGCCGGGCUCAGAGGCGGCUUCUCCGCAUCUAGGUGCCUCUGGCACAAGCUUUCAAUCCCCUGCGUUGAGCCUGCAUGCUCGCGAUUCAACAAAGGGUGGCGUUCCGUUUCCGUGGGCCGUAAACCGAACCGUUUGCGUCCAGGCAAACACGCGAAACGUCGUAGGCAGCCGCCAUACAAGGGAUCAAUCCAUCAAUGGAGGAGAGAAAGCCCAAGUGAGCGACACCAGCAGUGGCGCUAGCUCCCGAAGCACCACGAUGGAUCAGCUUGCUACGCUUAACCUUGGUCGCAGCAAUUGUGUCCCAGUCCGGAUUGACUCGGACCCCGAGAGUUCCUCCGAUGGCUUCACAUCGGGUUUUGAGGAACAGAACGAGUUUGUCGGUGAGAAGAUGCAUAAGGCAGACUCGGUCAGACACUCAGCGAAGAGGGUGCCGACCGGCCCCUUGUCUGCAAGUCGGCCGACAAAGGCAAGAAGGAUGAUAUCCGGCUUCUUUUCGGACUUGCCAAGUCCAUCCAUCAUCCAGGAGAACACACUUCGCAGAGCCCAAGCGUGGAGAUCGUGCAUCUCUACUGCUGUAGACGAAUCGGAACUCAAUGUUCAAGGGAUACUUCAAACUUUCGAAGGUGCACCACCGCGCAAAGAUAUAGGGGACGUGCUAAGAGCACUCCAAUGCAUCUGUGAAGUGGCACGACCGGAAAGAGUUGUUGCUUUACAAAAACUCCUACUACAGGUAGGAAUGGAACCCUUACUAAGAGAGCCCUUCCCGCCAUCUUCAAUUGUUGAAGAUCUGUGCGAAUUACACGGGUUGAUCGUCAAGUUCACCAAUGAGCCAUCCAUCUUGAGAUCCAAAGCUUUGAUUUACUUAUACCUAUACCACAAACGUUUUGAAUCUGACGUCGACUUGCGAAAAGAGCGUCUCAAGACCGAGCGGCAGGCGCAAAAACGAAGGUUGCAUCAUGCGCGGAAGUAUGGCAAAACACCAGAUCCUUCAGGGCAGACCGCGCCGAAACGUAAGGGGAAGGCGGACCAGCAAGUGAGGGAAGAUCUGAUAAUGGACCUCCGAGAAGCAGGCUACGAUUGCACUGUAGCCGAGGAACAAGUCGCCCGGCACCUCCGGAUCGGGGCAAUUCUGGCAUCACUCUUGGAAAGCGGCGAGCGUCCACUCCACCCAUACUGGUUGAUCUUAAUCACUCCCCAGGUCGACGAGAUUGCCAACCUCCUCGGGACGAAUCCGCCUCCAGUUCUCAAUUUAAACAAAUGGAAGCCGCCCGAAAUAUAUUAUAGACUCUCACGGCCAAUAUUAGAUGACGAUGUUUUUGGCCUUACGCUCGAGUUUGCCACUUGGAUCGGCAAAUAUCUUUUCGUCGCACGCCCUGAGCUUGGAGCAAUUAGCUUUGACGGUAUCAACAUAUUCGGCGGUCGUUCCCGUCCGAUACCGAUAUGCUCAAUGUCCGAGAAAGAGAUCUGUGACACUGCACCGUCGGAGAUCUCAAGGCUCUUCGAGUAG